Molecule: messenger RNA, 1386 nt
Organism: Nomia melanderi (Alkali bee)
Lineage: Eukaryota; Metazoa; Arthropoda; Insecta; Hymenoptera; Halictidae
Product: UPF0764 protein C16orf89 homolog
Cellular component (GO): membrane; cytosol
Source: RefSeq, a predicted model, not a curated record
UGAAGUUCCCGUGCCACGUGCGGUGGGGCUGCCGCUAUAAAGUCGCCGGGAAACGCGGGAUGUUCCUCAGGAUCGCUCGCAAGUCGAAUGGAAGGACUUCGAGGGCUGAUGAGCACUUGGACGAUCGUGUUUCUCUGUGGAUUCACGCCAUGGGUCUGUGGAACAAUUGUCUCCGACAAUUUUGAAGAAAAUCUGGCAGCGUUGACUAAAGUGGUCGAUUACAUUCACGACAGACCAGGACAAAUGAACGCCGACGCCACCUUUUCUGUAACUAUCGUCGAAGCCAACGUAGCUGCCACUCUAAUGCACAAGAAUGCUCGACACCUCGAAGACAAACAUUGGAAAGCGUUAACGAGGAUUCUGAGGCUGUGCGAUUCGAUUCGACGCUACCUAAUUAACAGCCUCGUCCCAGAGAACAAAGAUGUUCUGUUACUACACAACACGUUGAACGAUCCUCUUCUGUGGCUGCGACCGAUACGUUGGCAAGAUGGCGGCCUGAGAAGGGGCAGGCCAACUCCUGACUUAACUUACCGAGAUAUCCGCGAUUUGACGAUGCAAGGGACGCCCAAGGAAGAGGAAAGCGAUCGGUGUCUCGGAGAAAUUGUUAACAAUGGAUUGAAUUCUAUCUAUCGAAUGCCUGACACGUGUAACGAGAUAUUAAUGAGGCGCGACUUAACCAGAGGAUACCCUCUGACACACAGAUUACUGAUCGUCCGAGUGGCCAAAACGCUGAAAUCCGAGGACGGUUUGCCGGUACGAUCAUCCGAUUUGAUAGCGUUCUACUGUUCCUCCAUUCUGCAAGACUUGAUUGACAUCGAAGCAGCGGGAUUCCCUUAUCAAACUCCGGAUUUAAUCAUGGAGCAAGUUCUUCUCUGCGGUAUGGAAGGCUUCCUCGAGUUCACUGGCAGCCAUCUUGAACGACUAGUGCUGCGCUGGGCCCAUCCCAGCGGUUGCUUCAGUUCCUUCGGGAACAACUUGAUCAAGAGUCAGCCCCGCAUGGUUCGAAGAGCGUCGACUCCCACAGACUUCGGCUGCGACAGCCAUGCAACUGGUCUUGCCGCAGCAACUCUUUCGUUGUUCAUUCGUGAGAACGUAGAACACGCGUUUAAUUAAUUUCUUAAACUAUACUCUUCAAUAAACCAUCGCAUGUUUAUUUUUGAGAACGUCUUCCUCUUCUGCGACUUUAACUUUCCGUUGACACAAGUGAAUAUAAGAAUAAAUUUCAACGUUUACGUUUGUACUGUCGUUUAUUGGUAUCUUUGAAUAUCAUUAACUUCAUAUCAGACUUGGAAUAUCUCGGAAGAGCCGUUAUUAAAAAAUAAAUAUUAUACGCAUAUAUCGUUUUCCUCGCUAUCUUCAUAAAUAAAAUGUAUUCGUACGUUGACG